Messenger RNA from Bacillus rossius redtenbacheri, 1729 nucleotides. RefSeq names its product inhibitor of growth protein 3-like. Gene Ontology annotation, cellular component: NuA4 histone acetyltransferase complex. The transcript has 9 exons. The record is from RefSeq and is a predicted model, not a curated record. Lineage: Eukaryota; Metazoa; Arthropoda; Insecta; Phasmatodea; Bacillidae. Gene Ontology annotation, biological process: regulation of DNA-templated transcription. Bases 130 to 1029 code for a protein of 299 amino acids.
UUUUGUAGUAGGCGUCAUGUCAGGUUUGUUAGUCAAAGAUUUAUGCAUCUGCACGUUGGUUGGACAAUAUUUUCGAGCGUUUGGCGUAAAAUGUAUUUUUAAAUAAAUACUUGAACUUUUUCUAACAGAAUGCAUUAUCUGGAUGAUUUCGUAGACUCGCUGGAGCACCUGCCCCACAUGAUCCGCGACAGAUUCACGCAGCUGCGCGAGCUGGACCUCUCCGUGCAAACCUCGACGGUGAGCUUGGAGAAGCAGGUGCAGCAGUUAUUCCUGAUGGCAGGGGAAAUGAGCGUCGACGGGCGGGAGGAAGUUUUCCAGCAACUCAGGAGGGCAUACCACAGUUCGCUGCAGGAGUCAGAGGAGAAGGUGCGGCUGGCGGAGGAGAUGUGCUCGGAGGUGCGGGCACAACUGCACAUGGCCGGCCAGGAGCUGGUCAAGUUCCAGGCGGAACUGGAGGCAGACCACCCGGGCAUCACGUCGCUCCUGCACACACGGUCGCUACUCCUGGACGACGAGGCGCGCGGAGAGAAGACGGCGCGCCCGGCGGAUGGCUCCCGGCACAAGAGGAGGUCGCACGCUGGGUCCGGCGCGAGGAGGUUGGCACCCGUGGGGACAGUCGCAGAGGGGGCCCCCCUGUCGACCACGUCCGCCCUCCAGGGGCGCGGGCCGGCCGGCGCGGGGGUGAGCUGCGCGGUCGCUCCCGACGCGGCCCCCGCCAGCAAGCAGGUGGUCACGGCCGUGUCGAAGAGGAGGCACAGGAGGAAGGGAGGCGACGUGCCGCCCAGCCUGGGCGUGACCCCGGACACCGGGAGUGGACUCAACUGGCUCCCGGGAGAAGGCCCCGUCCCCGGAGAGCCCACCUACUGCUCUUGCAACCAGGUGUCGUACGGCAACAUGGUCGCCUGCGACAACGAGGAUUGUCGCGUCGAGUGGUUCCACUACAGCUGCGUGGGCAUCCUGGCGCCGCCCGAGGGCCGCUGGUACUGCCCGGAGUGCUCCAGUGCCGCGGGCGGAUCCUCGCGCGCCUGACUGCGCUCUUGCUCCCGCGCGUGUGCACUGCCGCUGACUUUUACUGCAAAGAACUCUAGACUGUGGAGUGUUUAAACCAAGCUUUCUUCGUCUCCAGCAGUAAAUACUAAGUGCUCUUAUAACGCUUGUUCGAGUGACUGCAUAUGUACAGAAACUCUGCGGUCGUGUCCAUUUGCGGAAAACAGACAGUCUAAAAAUCAAAUUCUAUUUGAAAACUGUGAAAUCUAUUGAAACUUACCUGAUAAAACCCACUUACGGUAAUUAAUUAUAAAAGUUUUUUACUUGAACUCUUAAUACAUGCAAAACACCUUGUAGUGAUCUGAACAUAUCAACUUUAAAGUGAGAAUUAAUUUUAACAUAAAGUGCUCUUUCUAAUAAGGUUUCACUGGACUUUUUAAAUUUUAAAUAUUGUGAAUACCUUCUUAUGUAGACUAGAUACGCAUAUGUUAUUGUAUUGAACACUUUAAAUAAUGUAUAGCACUACUGUUGCGUAGUGCCAGGAGACCGGUGUGCUAGAAGAAACAGGCUGUGACAACACAUACAACACACGACUGGAGACGCCCCUAGAGUGUCGUAUCAGGCCCAGUUACACCGGGUCAGGCUGUCUCGCCACUAGUACCUCCACAAACAGACAAGCUGCCUUUUCCAAAGUGUAAUGUGUAUUUGUUCAAUAAAUGUGACUUGAUUUGAGACGUUGCAA